Ruditapes philippinarum (Manila clam) is the source of this 2013-nucleotide messenger RNA. RefSeq names its product kyphoscoliosis peptidase-like. Lineage: Eukaryota; Metazoa; Mollusca; Bivalvia; Venerida; Veneridae. The record is from RefSeq and is a predicted model, not a curated record. Bases 150 to 1493 code for a protein of 447 amino acids. The transcript is spliced from 5 exons.
CACUCAUCAAUAAUUCGGAACAUAUUCAAUGACUGUCUUUUAUCUGUAUUCAUUGUUUUUGUCAGUCUUUGACAAUAUUUACAAAACUCAAUACUACAGUUUUGGAUAUCAUUGCUUAAUUAAUAAAGAUAAUUUAGUGAGUGCUAAAUAUGGGUUGUGGAAAUUCUAGGCCGGAAACUGUUCAUGAUCCUGUGAAAACAAACAGCCAAAAAGACACAAAUAAAGCAUCCAACAAGACUCAAAACCGUUCAAAAGAGAAAAACGAUUACCAAUUAAUAGAUCAACAUGCAAGAAAGGCACCAAGCCGUUUGAAGAAUUCUGCAGAAGAACUCGUAGCAUAUCUGUCAUCAGAUUCGAAAGAUCCAAGAAUGCUGGCACGAGGGUUUUUUGUUUGGAGCUCCGAAAACAUAAAAUAUGAUGUUGAUGGUUAUUUUGGAAGAGCAGAGUCAGCUCCAAAUGAUGCCGAAUCAGUGAUGAAGAAUGGCAGAAGUGUGUGCGAAGGAUAUGCCAGUGUGUUUGAAUUGUUAUGCAGCAAAGCUGGAAUUCCUGUAAAGAAACUAUCUGGAUUUGCCAAAGGCUAUGGCUAUUCACCAUCAAAACAACUCACUUUAAACACACGUACCGAUCAUGCCUGGAAUGCCGUCCAACUUGAAGGGAAACGGUACCUUGUAGACAGUACAUGGGGUUCAGGUCACCUUGAUAGUAAAACAAAUGACUAUAAGAAGGAAUUUGAUGAUUUCUACUUCCUUACAGAGCCAAAGCAAUUUGUUUCUGCUCAUUUUCCAUACAUGGAUAAUAAUUUGGAAGAAAGUCAGAAAUGGCAAUUGUUAUCUAAACCUAUAAGCCUGGAAGAGUUUAAUAAAAACCUAGAAUAUAGUCCACAAGCUUUCAAAAUAGGCAUGCAGGCGGUAAGCCAUACAACAGCAUAUUUUGAAAUGAAAAACGAAUUGCAGAUGACUUUCAAAAGUCUUGGAAAAGAAGAUAUCAAUUUCAGUUCGAGAUUAAUGUAUGAGGAUGGUAACUGGUUAAAAGAACAAAGAAAUGCAACAUUUGGCUAUCAAGAAAAUGAUGUGUAUAAAAUUUUAAUUCAUCCACAAAAGCCGGGUAUGUACGAGUUAACCAUAUUUGGUAAAUUUGCUUCGGAUGAUAGAGAUAAAAGCAUACCACAGGUACUGGAGUACACUUUCAAAUGUACUGAAGUUUCAGACAAAACCCAUGAAUAUCCACAUAUAUAUGGAGCAGUGUCUGUUGAAAAAUGUAUUUUGCAUGAGCCUCGCAGGGGAAACCUUCCUUCUAAAACUGAAAUUCAGUUUCGUAUCUCAGCACCAUAUCUACAAGUCAUUCGGGUAGGGGAUACCUUACUAUUGAAGCAAGGCACUAUGUUUACAGGCAAAGUAACAACACCUGAAAAAGGAUAUCAACUAAGCUUAUACGGUACAAGGGGAGAUCAAUAUAGCAGGAUGGAUGGCUUGUACGAUUUCCAUACAGUGUGACUUCACAUUACAUAACAUUUUUAAGAUACAAACAUUUUAAUGUGGGGAAUUGUUUUCUUUGCUAUCACAGAAAAUCUGACUUUCUGUGUGUUUAUGAGACGUGUUCUUAAAGGUUGUCCUGUAUCUUUCUUUGGAUUUAAAUAAAUAUAUGUUUUUAUAGUUAAAUGCUUAUCAAGAUGUAUUAAUUAAUUAACUCAAUUAUCAGACUACCCCAUAGCCAAUCGUGUUUGAUUAGCUCUUUUGCAUAGACUUUUUUAAUUGGAUGAAGGCGUGUUCAUAAUAAUUUAUUCACACAUUCCUGUAAUUAAUGCUGCCUUAAAAGAUCUUCCAUUCCCACUAUAUAAAAAUUAAAAACAAUCUGACAAAAAUCUUAUUCCAGUUUGCUUAGGUCAUUUACACAGUAUAUAAACGAUUUGAACCCCAACCAGAUCUUAUUAGAAAAUGUCAGUGUCAGCCAUUUUCUGACGCUUAACUUGUUUAAUAUAUUUGUAUUUAUAUUGCUACUUAUGGACGUUAGGUU